Messenger RNA from Caenorhabditis bovis, 1764 nucleotides. NCBI's taxonomy places the organism in Eukaryota, Metazoa, Nematoda, Chromadorea, Rhabditida, Rhabditidae. The record is from the annotation of a GenBank genome assembly.
AUGAUCGCCCAGUUUGUCGCCGAUGAUCGAAUGGAGUUAUCCGACGACGGCUGGAAUGACGACACCGAUGAAUAUUUGCCGAGCUCGAUGGAGGAUGAGACGACGUCGUCGUCUUCUUCAUCUUCUUCAUCGUCUAGUAGUAGCUUGGCCUCCUCCGAACGUGCAGGCGGCCAUUCAUCGUCGUUUCUCCUCUUCCCACCACCAUCUGCAUUGAACAAGAAGCAGGGAAGACGAGAAGAAGAAGAAGAAGCUGCUGCUGCUGCUGCUGCUGCUAAAGCUUGCCAUUCUAUUGUUAUUAUUAUUAUUCUCGGUCCAAUCGAUAACCUAUUCGGCGUUUUUGGAUCUUCCCCCUUCAAAUACUCCUCGACCCCAAUUGGGUCAUUACUUUCACUAGCCCACUUUCUUCGCUAUUCGUUUCUUUUCGCUUUGAUUCGUUUUCUACUCGAACGCAUGGAGCGGAGUGAAGGCUCACGCCAGGUUGCUCAGCGUCUACGCGAGCUCCGUCCACAGCGUGCCGCUGCUCUCCAAGUUCCCGAUCGAGUUCGGAACAACGCGAAUCCGUUGAAGCGAACCAAAGAAUCGGUCCCGUCUGUGUCGAAACGACGGCGUUGCUCCGCGAAUGAAGCCGCCAGUAGCACAUCGACGGAGACGGUGAGAAUGCCGGAUAUCUCGCCGGAGUUGCUCGCGCGAUUUCCGACCGACGUGCACAACGUGAUCAGCAGUGAGGAGUUUGUGCGUGUGCUCGAAUUCGCUGCCGCAAACUCGCUCAAUGAGCACCAAUUUGUGCACAAUGUUUACGCUCAACUGAUACGUCAAUACUCGAACGCCGUUUCGCCCUCAUCGGAAGCGUGCUCGUCGACUGGCGGCGUCGGCGCCGCUUCGCAAUGCCCUAAUAAUCGAUCAGGCACCAUCACAUUGAAUCGAGCGCCGUAUCGCAGCGAGCGCAAGAACACGGUCGGAAACGGAUGCGGACGAUCUGCGAUGCGAAGUUUGUCGCCGGCGCAUCCGAGUGCAGUGAUAUGCGGAAUGGACGAUUAUUUGCGUCCAGAACGUCUCGACCGACUUCUUCAAAUGGGACCACCGGAGACUCAUGUGCAGGAAAUGCAUUCGUGGAAUCCUGAUGACCGGUCAUUGAAUAUUUAUGUGAAAGAAGAGGACAAAUUAACAUUCCAUAGACAUCCGGUGGCUCAGAGUACGGAUUGUAUUCGCGGAAAGAUCGGCUAUAGCCGAGGAUUUCAUGUUUGGCAAAUCGAAUGGCCGGAACGCCAACGCGGCACGCAUGCUGUCGUCGGGGUGGCGACGAAGAAUGCGCCGCUUCACGCGGUCGGAUAUACCGCAUUGAUUGGAACAACCAAUGAAAGCUACGGAUGGGAUAUUACUCGUCGUGAGUGUCAUCACGAUUCAAAGAAUACUAUGACUUGGCGGUACCCAACCAACGUCCGUGACAUGUAUCAUGUACCUGACAAAUUUUAUUGCAUUUUGGAUAUGGAUGAAGGCUACAUGGCAUUUGCCACCGAUGACGAUUUCCUGGGAGUCGCCUUCCGCAAUUUGAAGGGAAAGACACUAUAUCCGAUUGUCGCUGCCGUCUGGGGACACUGCGAGAUUAGCAUGCGCUAUAUGGGAUCUCUCGAACCCGAACCCCUCUCGCUAUCGGAAAUGUGUCGACGUCGUGUGCGCAUCGAGCUAGGAGCUUCCGUGAAUGAGCAAAUCGAAUGUUUGGCGAUUCCGCCAUUCUUGAAGAAGUACCUCAUGUAUCAGUGCUAA